UGAGAGUAGAAGAGCAGGUGCCAGUGGGAUGCUCGACCGACGGGAUAGCAGACUCGUCGGGAGGGGGGCAGGCGGAGUACACUGCGUCGCCCUAGGGUCAUCCGAUGGGAUGUGUGUCACCGGAGGGGUUAGGCAGGCGGAUAGUCAAUGCCAAGUGAACCACCGGUGGAGGAGAGAUCGUCACCGAUGGGAGAGCCGGCAGACAAGUGGUCGAUGCCUGGGGAGGAGGAUUGCAAGAGACGGGGGGACUGUGUUCAGGUGGGGGAGGGCCCGACUGCCGCGGUGGAGGAAGAAGUGGGAGUAGAAGGGCCGGGUCCCGUGGAGCGAGGGGCCGGUCGAGUAAAGCGGCUAGCGUUGGGGCAGUUGGUCUGGUGGAGAGGCAGAAGGCGGUCGGGAGGCACGAUCCUGGCGUUCCGUCCGCAUAAGGUGGGCUGUCUGGAGGUCCUCAAUGGUGAAUUGGGAAGGGUCGAGAGAGGCAGCGUCGAAGACGUCAUCGGAGGUGGGUGGAGUGGUGUCGUUAUGGAAAAAGCGGGGGCGCGAGGGAGCGGGCGCGGACUGGUGAUGGGGGUGGAGUCGUCAAUCGUGGUGAAGCAUGCGAGAGAGGAGGUCAGCAAGGGGCAUGUCGGGUUCGUGGGCGAGGGCGGUUGCAAGGUCUUUGUGGCAUACUCGCUUGAUGCGGGAGAUGAACACAAAGUCGGGAAUGACAGUGGUGGGGAGGUGAUAGCGGAGGGAGCGGAUGUAUUGGACGAAGCGAUCCGUGGGACCGGUCUGGCGAAGGUGACAGAAUUGUUCGAGGUGGUCAUCGAUGGUUUUCUGGGGGCGAAAGGUGGCAGUGAGAAGGUUGGCCCAUUGGAGGAAGGAGUGACGUGGUCCUCCGGAGGCUCGGUCGUUGCUGACUUCAGCCAUCCACCACUUGGCGGCAUUGCCGAGGAGGCGGGAGGUGGCAAUGGGGAACCAGUGGGCAAGGGACAUGUGGUGGAGGUGAAAAGAGUUCUGGAGCUGGGUUAGGAAGAGGAAAAUGUCCUCGUGGGGGAGGCCGAAGAAGGACCUGAUGUCGAUGGAUCGGAAGGAACAGGGGAUUUCCCCGUCGCGGGGAACAAUCCGGGCGAGGGUGUUGAAGCUGAGGUUAUCGGGGGUGGUGUCGUAGCAGGGGUAGUCGAGUUGGUUGUUGUCCUCAAGAAGGUAGUUGGGGGGGAGUUGUGGCAUUGCAGGGUAAACCCCGGAGGUGACUUGGGAAUAGGUGGGACGGAUGGUGGGGAUGGUGGAGGUCGUCAUGAUGGAAGGGUAUGAGAGUGCGGGGGGGGAAGAGGGGUGACGUGGAUGGGCGAGGAAUGAGGCGGUGUGUUGGAUGCGCCGGAUGAGGGAGGAGGUGGGGGGAAUGAAAUGGUG
Messenger RNA from Chara braunii, 1389 nucleotides. The record is from the annotation of a GenBank genome assembly. NCBI's taxonomy places the organism in Eukaryota, Viridiplantae, Streptophyta, Charophyceae, Charales, Characeae.